Molecule: messenger RNA, 624 nt
Organism: Drosophila eugracilis
Lineage: Eukaryota; Metazoa; Arthropoda; Insecta; Diptera; Drosophilidae
Product: trypsin delta-like
Exons: 2
Coding region: 1-624 (207 amino acids)
Biological process (GO): proteolysis
Molecular function (GO): serine-type endopeptidase activity
Source: RefSeq, a predicted model, not a curated record
AUGUUAGUCCAGUGGAUUCUCUUGAUCUGCAGCGCUGCUUUGAUCUCCUCCAAGGGGCUUCCCGAGCGCAUCGUGGGAGGACAAUCGGUGUCCAUUCUAUCGGUUCCCUGGCAGGCUUCGCUGCAAAUGUAUGGAAGUCAUCACUGCGGUGCCGUCAUCUAUAGUGAGAAAAUCGUUUUAACGGCUGCCCACUGUACAGAACAGUCCAAUGACAUAGCUGUGAUCCAACUUCAAAGGAAUCUCAUCAUGGGCUUCGGCGUCAGAUCCAUCCCAUUGGCCGAUAGUUCCCCACAACCUAGAUCUUUGGCCUUUGUUUCUGGAUGGGGAUCAAUCGAAUCUUAUGGAAAAGGUUCCACCACUCUCCUAGGAACCACGGUGGCUAUAGUGGAUCGAGAUUCCUGCAUGUCUUCCUACAGAGGAGGAAUCAGCAAAGACAUGAUUUGUGCAUCUGCCCCAGGCAAGGAUUCCUGCGGCGGUGACUCUGGUGGUCCUUUAGUAUCCGAUGGAAAACUGGUUGGCAUUGUUUCCUUCGGGCGGGGAUGUGCUCAUUCAGAAUAUCCCGGAGUUUACGCUAAUGUGGCUGAACUAAACCCUUGGAUCAUUAAAACUGUACAACGUUUGUAA